This is a messenger RNA of Bipolaris sorokiniana ND90Pr, 1464 nucleotides long. RefSeq lists its product as uncharacterized. The coding region runs from base 1 to 1464 and encodes 487 amino acids. The transcript has 2 exons. The record is from RefSeq and is a predicted model, not a curated record. Lineage: Eukaryota; Fungi; Ascomycota; Dothideomycetes; Pleosporales; Pleosporaceae.
AUGGAUUUCUUGAAGCGCUUCACGAAACAAUCUUCUUCUUUAGCAGAUGAUACACCAGAUCCAUAUGCCGACGACGAUAUCUAUCCAGGGCAUGUACUAGAUGACACGAAGACUUUCCGCAGCAUCUUAAUCACAUGGACACUCUGCUUUAACAAUGCCGAUGGCACACUAGAAAUCCACGUCCCCCGCGCCUUCACAUCAUCCCGCCCCGCCUUCUCCUACACACACGACAGUAUCAAUACUUCCAUCCAGGACCACGAACUAGCCAGGAAACUGCCCCUAUCACCCGACGGAAGCAUUAAAAUCAGUCCCGGACCCACAGACUUCAACGACCUAGCCGCUUCACCCUCCGCACCUGCAACAAUCGAAGAUCUCCUCUCCGGGGACGUACCCCAGAUAUCCGUCCACAUAACCUCCUUCACCAAUGCAACGCUUGUGGGCUUAUCAUGGCCGCACACUCUAAUGGAUGUCAUGGGCCAAGCUGCUUUUCUUCAAGCGUGGUCGACGCUAUUAGCCGGUCGGGAGGCCGAAGUACCGCCCGUGCUGGGUGCACGCGAAGACACAUUGGCGGCGUUGACUGAUGGCGCUACCAGCGCGGUGGAAGAAUACGUGCUCAAGUCCAAACAGCUGAAAGGACUGAGUCUUGUGAAGUUUGGAGCGAGAUUCGCGUGGGAUAUGUUGACAGGGCCGAAGCCGGUGACAAAGACGAUCUAUCUCCCUAAGAGCGUUAUGGGGAAGUUGAGGGUGAGGGCUGAGGCAGACCUCUUUACUUCUUCUGACAAUGACAACGACAAUGAUGACACUAUGAGAGAGAAGGAGAAACCAUUCAUAAGCGAUGGCGACAUCAUUACAGCAUUCACCCUCCACUGUAUCGCCUCCUCCCUUCCAACCCCGCGCCCCUUAACCGCUCUACACGCAAUGAACGCCCGAUUCCGCCUCCCAUCCCUGAUCGAUGCGAAAGGUGUAUUUCUAUCGAAUAUGCUUAUCCCCGGCUUCACUUUUCUGGGCCCCGCCGUGUCUACCGGCCCCUUAGGUCAGACUGCUCUUCAUAACAGGCAGAGGUUGUUGGAACAAGCAACAGAAGCCCAAGUACUAGCCAGUCUGCGUGAACAACGCAUAUCUGGCGACCCUUCCACCCUCCUCUACAGUGACCCGGAUGCGUUGUUGGUGCCGUUUACGGAUUGGACCAAGGCAAAGUUCUUCUCUGUGAUUGACUUCUCUCCAGCGGUGAUACGGGCGGGUGGUGGUGAUGGAAACGGGGAGGAGAGCGGGAAUGACGGGAAGAGGUAUAACCCACCUGGCACACCCGUUUUUCACCAUGCAUCGAGUAGGAGACCGAAUCCUACGGCGAGGUUGCUGGUGCAUAUUUUGGGCAGGGAUCAUGGUGGGGGGUAUUGGCUUACGUUGACUAUGAGCCCAGGGGCUUGGGAGAAGGUUGAGAAAGGGUUGAAGGAGUUGAGUUGA